Molecule: messenger RNA, 1085 nt
Organism: Archocentrus centrarchus (flier cichlid)
Lineage: Eukaryota; Metazoa; Chordata; Actinopteri; Cichliformes; Cichlidae
Gene: sycp2l
Product: synaptonemal complex protein 2-like
Exons: 13
Coding region: 24-1085 (353 amino acids)
Source: RefSeq, a predicted model, not a curated record
CUGAGAGAGGAAGAGGAGACACGAUGUUUGAGGCUCAGGUGGAGGACUGUCUGCUCCGGGGAGACUCGCCUCGCCUGGUUUCCCUGCUCCACUAUGAAGGACUGACCGGCAGCACCCUCAUCCGGCUGGACCAGCUGGUUACCAAGGAGCUGCGUAGAUCUGGGUUCAGCAGAGUGCUGAUUGUGUUGAAGUCUUUGGAGAUUCUGUCGGAGAACAAAGAUGACCUGCAGACGCUCGUCAGCCACGGCCUGACUGCCAAAGUGUUGCUGUGGUUCGAAGCGGUCUGUGAUCUGCUGAUGUCUGACCUCCAGAGAAGCUCCGCCCCCCUGCUCAAUCUUGCUGAAGGGUUUUUUGACUACUUCCUGCUGCUGGGUCAGGCUUCUCUUCCAGCCAGUCAGCUGUCGGUGGUUCUUUUGCAGUUGCUUCAGCUCACUCUGCAAACAGAGAUUCACUUCCCACUGAGACUCGAGGCCAUCCGAACCUUCAACAGCGUGCUGGAGGUGCUGAGCCGGGAACAGAGGCGACUCAUCCAGAAUGACCACAAUCACAGCCAAAUACUACCCCAGGUGGCUGCAGCGGUGCUGACCGUUGGAGACUACGAGCUGCAGGUCAGCCUAUCAGAGGCUCUGUGUCGCACGACCCCACGCAGAGCCCGCCAGCACAAAGCCAAUCAGUGGUUCUCCAGCCGUGACAUCAGCGAUGCCUUCUGUGACAUCAGAGAUGCUGACUUUGAGUUGGACUGCAGGCGAUUCCUCAACUUCCUCAACUGUUACCAUGGAGACCAGAGAAGAGUCUUUACCUUUCCCUGCCUGCGAGCCUUUCUCAGUUCCACACAGCUGUUUAGUCCUAAAGACGAGAAGCUCGAUGAGUUCUGGAUUGAUUUUAACGUGGGCUCAGGAAGUGUGAGCUUCUUCAUCGACGAGCCUCAGGGUUUCCUGUGGGGAUCCAUCCACGUGCUGAAGGAGGAGGUGGAUCAUUACACUCUGCAGGUCAAACAGAACGGUCAGAACUUUAACGCUGAAGUUCAUGAUGCUGUGGUGUCUGCUGUGAAGCUUUUACUCGUGUUGUCAUGUCACAUUAUUUAA